Etheostoma spectabile (orangethroat darter) is the source of this 2201-nucleotide messenger RNA. RefSeq names its product neuronal vesicle trafficking associated 2 (gene nsg2). The coding region runs from base 320 to 868 and encodes 182 amino acids. Gene Ontology annotation, biological process: endosomal transport; clathrin coat assembly. Gene Ontology annotation, cellular component: membrane; endosome. The record is from RefSeq and is a predicted model, not a curated record. The transcript has 5 exons. Gene Ontology annotation, molecular function: clathrin light chain binding. Lineage: Eukaryota; Metazoa; Chordata; Actinopteri; Perciformes; Percidae.
CCCUAGCGGCAGCUCCAGCGGCUGGGUGUAGCAGCGCGGUAAAGAAGAGGCUGUGUUUGGAUUAGGGGGUUGGGCUGCCUGCUGGUAGGAAACCUGCCGCCAGACAUCCAGUUGGUCUCCGGCGGUGCAGCGUUGCUUUCCCGCAGCCUCAGCAGCAGCGCCACCGCAGAGCAGCCUCCAGCCUCACCUGCUCCUCAUCCGUGCCCCCCUCCGCCUCUGUCAGACACUGUGCCGCAGCACACAGGAGACGGACACACGAGGACGGUCAGCUGAGCAGUCUUCAGGGAAAUAAAGGGAAUAUAUAUAAGGGCGGUGAAAGAUGGUGAAACUGGGGAGUAAUCUUCAAGACAAAGGGGCCAAACCUGUGAGCGUGGAGGACGGCUUUCAGAAUGUGCCCCUCAUCACUCCACUGGAUGUCGGCAGUCUCCAGAGCCAAGCACCUGACAAGGUGGUGGUAAAAACUCGCACGGAGUACCAGACAGAGAAGAAGAGGCUGAAGGUUCCCAAGGUGGAGGAGUUCAACAUCAGCUUUACUGACGGUGUGUCUGAGAGACUUAAGGUGACUAUUCUGAUCAUCCUGGCCCUGGCCUUCCUCGCCUGCAUUGUGUUCUUGGUGGUUUAUAAGGCCUUCACCUAUGACCAUGCCUGCCCAGAUGGAUUCAUUUACAAGCACAAGCGGUGUAUCCCAGCCUCUUUGGAGGCCUACUACGCUGCUCAAGAUGCCAAUUCAAGGGGCCGUUUCUACACAGUGAUCAGCCACUACAGCAUGGCCAAGCAGACCACCUCGCACUCUGUCUCCCCCUGGCUUCCUGGAGGGGCGGCGGGGCAGCAGCACGAUGCUAAACCGCCAAGCGACGAGGGUCACUGAGUUAACUGAAUGGUUAAUGGUUAAAGGGUGUUGUAAACACAUGCAGACAUGAAGAAAUACAGACACAGGCAGAUAUAGACGCAGCAACACACAAACAUGUAGGUGAAUAUUUAAAGAUAUAGACAAAAGAGACACAAAUCUCCACAACAGCUACAUAUACAAAGCCGAUAUAGAGUGAAAACUUGCAUGCAGACAUAAGAACACACAAGCACGUGCUAGGUCAUAUUCUGAUUUACCCGACCCGGUCUCACGCCAGUUCGUGAAAUGGUCAUGUUAUUGUCCAUUUAUAUGCUCAUUCUCUUAUCGAGGAGCAUUUCCCAGUGAACCUUUGCUCUCUUGGGAUCAUCCUCUGCUGAUACACACACACACACACACACACACACACACACACACACACACACGGUCUGCUCUCUCAUUACCAUGUUUUUAGUCCUUUCCUCUAAUUUAUUGUCUCGAUAUAUUUAUUUUUUACUCUAACGUAUGAAUGAUUUGUAUGUGAUUAUCUUUGUACAAAGGCACGUGUCAAUUGUGAGAUCUCUGAAGUUGGGAGUCUGUUUUUUCUUCUGCAAGUGUGUAUAGUGUAGUUAAUAUGCAUUCACGGCGCUUUUUCUUUGUUGUCCAAACUGUGUAACCUCAGGCACGUCCGUCCCAACUUCAUAUUCCAACCCGAAAAAUGUAAGUAUAGUCUUGUAUUGCUGUAACACAUUAUUAAACACAAAAUUUCAGCUGUACUGUCUGAGGAAAGUUUGACGCCAGUGUCCACAUCCGCAACAUGUCUUGAGUGGAUUGAAUGAAUUUUCCCAUCGUGGCUGUUUGGUAGCUCAUAUACAGAGAUAUUUCAAUGUGCUGUGCUAUACAUUUUAAAUCCUGAAAUCCCCCAGUAACCCAAGCUGUACAUACAACCGUGCGAUCAGACUAGUUUUUUGUGUGUAUGCAUUGUUUUUUUUUAUUAUUAGGAGUUUUUUAAUUUUACAGAGUAACUGUGAGUUACUUACCUAUUGCUUCAGUUGUGUAUAUGUACUGUAGCUCCAUUCAACACAAUGUUACAGAUGGGAAGGGAAAUACCGUGCAUAUCAACGUCUCUUGCCGAAAUUCUUGCCGUUAUUUUCCGCAGUUUUGAUAUGUUUAUUAAUGGGCUUCAACUCCAGCCGAUUUUUGUUCCUGUACUGUUAUUUUUCAUUUUGUAACAUUGGAUCUGUUGUCAGGAGUGUUUUUAUGAGAUAUUGUGAUGUUGUUAGUUGAUGUGUAGCGAUACCUGGUGUAAUUUAUCAGUGUGCAUCCUUGUCACUCUUCUCUUGGUUUGAAUUCAAAAUAAAACAAGCUGUGACCUGUG